AUGGCCAGAGGUGUUGGGAACAUCACCGGAGGGAAUGGCUCUGAUUUAGCUGGGUCAAGCCAGAGUCGGGAGUCCAAGAUGAGCAGUAAGCAGGGACGGAGCUGCAUCGACCCUCUAGUUCAAAGUAAUAUGGAAGGUGCCAUGGGCACUGUAGCCCCCACGGGGCUCCCUAAAGCUGACAGCCUACCACACUAUUCCCAUGACAAAGCUUUGCCAAUCAGCAGAGCUUAUUUCCCAUACACUCUUGGUGGACAAGACGCACUUGACUUUCCUUCUCCAUGGGGCCCUUCAAAAACCUGCGUGAGAAAUGGGCCGAGCCCGGGGAUUCACUUAUCGGCCACCGAGGGUUCAAUUCCAGUUCCAACCGUUUACAGGCCUGAUAAAGUGUCCUUCCCUGUAGAUGCUGGUGGUGGACGCUGUGCUGUACAGCAAGAGUUGGCAGCCAAGCAAAGGUUGGCCUAUUAUGCUAGCAGUCCCAGACAGCACAGUCCCAGGGUGGCUGGAGUCAUCUCUCCAGUGGCAGUUCCCAAGGGUCACACUGGAGGAUCAGAUGCAGAAAGCUGUGUUGGGUUGGCUAUUCCAAAACCGGUAUAUGGUCAUAGCUCCUGCUGUACUGAGCGUGGAUGCACCGCAGGGCACUACGGUGUGGAACAUGGACCACAAAGGAUGUCCCCUCGCAUAUAUGACGACGAAUGGGCUGCUCAUUUCAGCCGCCUGGCUUACCUGCAUAAAAAGGGCCAGGAGGCAUUUGCGCAACAGAGGGUUUUGCAGUUCGAGCAUGGCACGGAGGGUAUAAAAGAUGGAAAGACUGAGAUUUACCAUGGUAUUAGAUCAAACGAACCCAGGAGGUCACUUUCUUUAAUGCAACCAAGCUAUACUUACAACACUGCACAUCAAUUUAUUGGUUCCACACCAGAGUACUGCCAGCGUGCCCCAAUUCCCCCACAGAUAUACAAGGGUCUUCCCCACACUUAUGACCCAAGGACAUUGGCACACCGUGGAGUUCCUUCAAAAGUAUAUCAGGACCAUCCUCACAUAUCUAAAUACACACCAAUGCCUCCAUGUCCCACUGUCUAUUACCCUCAGAGUCACCAUGAGGCUUACCAAGCCGAUCCCAAUGUUAUUACAGAUGAGCAUGGUCAGCAUCAUCACAUGGGUCAGUUCCAUUCCCCUCAAGCUGACUUGAUGUCACCGUCCUGCUCUGUUGUACCCCCACACCAUCCGAUAAUCCCAAAAUACCCUACUUAUCAUUCGUAUAGGGUGCAUUUUAAUAGUAACCAAGCACCCAUGCAUGAUAGGCCACACCCACCUUUCUCAGUGCAUCAAUCAGAGCGACCACUUGAUUUCUCCAUACGAAGGGUGCAGACACCUGACUCCCCUUGGGAGCUUUCCAAACAGUCUGGAACCACUGGGGCUUUCCAUCCUUUACCGGCCCACUACAGACGUCUCAGUAACACCACUACCCUUGAAUACUCAGAGAUGUCUGAAACUGGCUUUCUUGUAGGCAGUUCCAAAGAAUUUCCCACAAAGUCCCGUGAAGAUGUACUUAAGAUAAGGCAUUGUGUUUCAGAUCCACCUGAGAAAGAUGUAUUAGCUAAAAGGCCCAGAGAGGAACUUGAAACGGACAUGGCCAGUAAAAGGCAAAAGAUUGACUCAGCCCAUGAGUUGUCAGAUAAUGAGCCUCAGUCACCGUCCUCCCCACCCAUGCCAGUUAUUAAUAAAGUUUUUAGCUUGGCUCCUUAUAAAGUUUAUUUCGAAGCUACAGGCAUGUUGUCUUCACGAGGGAAUUCAAAAAGUUCAAAGCCACAGCCUGAGGCGACAUUGCUUAAACAAGAGCCGGAAAUUCAAAACUGUGAUCUAGAACCAAAUUCAGGUGAAAGUGACCUCAGCUUGAAACAAGACACCCAAAUGUCACCAGCUAACAGUGACGGUCCAGUUGAAAUGCCAGAGAUUGUAAAGAUCAAAAAAGAAAAAUUGGAUCCAGAUGAAGCGGCUUGUCAGUCGGAAAUGAAACUAAGCAUUGCUGAGGAGAUGAAUCAUCAGGCGGACAGUUCUGAGGUCAAAGAAGAGCAAGGGGAGCCAGACACGAGUACAUCUGACUCUCUUCCUUGUCAUGUUGUAGUAAAGAGUGACUUUGAAGAAGAAAGCAAUCCUUUCUUAGUAGAAAAGUCUGAAUCUUUAGCCACAUGCAAGUCUGAGAUUGCUGUGAAAGACAACAUGGACUACUUUCCAGUUCCUACGUUGCCCUCAACACCUCCAUUGCCUCCUCCGUUGACUAAAUUCUCCCUCACUAAAAUCCCACCUCAUUGCCUGAAAUUGGCCAAUUUUAAAAUAGUCAUCCCUGAGGUCCUGAAAGCUCCAGUAACCCAACCUGUUGAGGUUCCUCAGUCUCCACUGGAGGCCAAGCCAAUUAUAAGUAGCAGCAAACAUGCCCGUCAUCAGUUUAUGGAGCUUCAUCAGUCUCUCUGUAGACUCCUAUACUGCUGCGUUAAUCGAACCCCAUGUCAGGAGCUCAGGGACUGGUUAUGCAGACUGGACCUUCGAGAAUCAGGCAAAGAUCAGAAGGUGUCUUGUCUCUUGGGCUCGAAAAUGAGGGAAGUAUGGCUAAAAGGUGAUGAGAUGGAGGUGGCUCUUAAAAAGGUGGUCUUCCAACUUCAAAAGUAUGUUGAAAGCCGCGAAUGUCCCUUUCCUCAUGUCAUGAGGGCCGGUGCGGUGUUCGUUCCCAUGUUGGUGGUCAAAGAGGUGCUGUUUCCUCAGGUUCAAGGCGCAUUCAUAGACCAGGUCCUGCAGGAGCAUCGGGUGGAGCUCAGGCCCACCACCCUCACAGAGGAGAGGCAGCUGAUUCAGCUCCACAGAAAGGCCUUCUCUUCCAAACUAAGAAGACUUCUGUCCCUUAAACAUCUUCCAGAUAUAUACCCUGAUGUCCUUAACCUUCUCUACCAUGCCAAUGUCUGCAAGUUCCUUGGAGUAGAAACCAGCUUAACGUUCAAGAGCGAGAACACGGACAGCUCCGAUGAAUCAGCCGGUCGUGUGAAUGGCGCUGAAGAAUUCUUCCUCGAGUCCUCCAGACCUCUCACACCAGAAACCACAUGUGUGGACAAGCUGGAAAAACUAUUUUGCCUGAAGAGAAAGAAAAAGAAAGAGAAAGGCAGAGUAAAGAUUUCCUCCAAGAGGACAUUUUUAGAGGAGACCAGUUCAUCAUCACAAGAGGAUGAGUUCACUGAGGAACCGGCGAGGUGGAGCGUCGUCAGUUCCUUAGAGAGAGAUGAAUGGGAAGUGUCUCCUGUGACUUCCAAUGACAGUGGACCACAUGUGGAGGUAAAGAUCGAAGAUGAAACCCAUGAAGAGCCUGAGAACUCUGCCUGGGGGCGACCUUUGACCUCUGAUGACUUCUCUGAUAGCACCGAUGAAGAGACGGAAAGCACGUCAUUGAUGUCUUUUCAGAGCCGCAGAUCCAGCUCAGCAGAAUCUCAGGGCUUGUCCAAAGGGCCCUCCAGCAUGGUCCUCAAGCUGAGGAAGGUCUUCUACAAUAAGGGUCACGGGGGUAGAGUCACCCGCUACCAGAAGGUCACAGAUUCUUUGGAAGCUCCGGCAAGGUUCAGAUGCACAGACAGCGACCAUUACAGAAAAAAGAAAAACAAAUCAUCCCAGCACAAAGGAUGCCGCACGGACAGGGAGUUUUCCUUCAGUUCGUAUUCUCAAAGCCAUCCGUUCCUCUCCAAAAAACACAGACGCAGAUGGGUCCUGCGCUCCGCCGUGCAGUCUGCCCGUCUGGUCAUGGAGAACAGAUAUCCUGACCUGGUGGGAAAGAGGAUUCGGCAUUUGUAUGAGGAAAAUGACAAAACAGAAGUGUGGUACAGAGGAGUGGUGCUGCGCAUCCAUGAGCCACAUACAGACCCACUGAAAACUGUGUUUGAAGUCAAAUAUGAUAGUGAGCCCGAGUGGCAGUACUAUCUUGAGCUGCUCUUAGACUAUAAGAAAGGAUGGUUGAAAGUGGAGGACUGAUUAUUGACUGUAUUAAUGUUUUAAUUUUCACCUGAGAACUGAAUUCAUUCAAAAAUGUGAAUAUGCUUUGAAUUGAUGAGCAGCGAAGCAGUCAAAAGUCUUGAAUUAUUCUUUGCAACCCAAAAACUUGACAUAACAUGAUAUUGUUGUAUGUAAGCAGUGUAUGUUCAGUUUCAACUCUCCUUUGUGUUUCUGGUGUCAAUAAUGUUUCAGUUGCUACUGUGAAGUUGUUGCCCUUUUUCUAACGCCGAGUUGUUGGCAAACAUUUCCAACAGGUGACAUGUCGGUAACCGUGUUUAAGCUUUCCAUGUAAUUGGAUGGAAGGGAAUGCUGUAUAGCAAGAUGUUUAAUUGUUUACAGAAUUAUUUUACAUUGGCUGCUGUCACGUGUUAUAUACCUGAUUUUUAACACCUUUGGAAAAAUUAAAUCUAUUUGGGUUGUUCAAAUUCAUCAGUGCCUUUUUUUAUUAACGUACAGCACAUACAUUUAAGUUAAAAAAAGGUAAUUGCA
Messenger RNA from Sinocyclocheilus anshuiensis, 4515 nucleotides. RefSeq lists its product as uncharacterized. The coding region runs from base 1 to 4005 and encodes 1334 amino acids. The record is from RefSeq and is a predicted model, not a curated record. Lineage: Eukaryota; Metazoa; Chordata; Actinopteri; Cypriniformes; Cyprinidae. The transcript is spliced from 4 exons.